UACAGUACACCCACUACAACCCACCGUACUGUACUUAUCUCAAUCAAGCAUCAACAAUCUGGAACAUUUUCAUAAUCGGCAGACUCUUGCCUACACACGGGUAGCUCUUACUACACUUACACGCACGGCCUGCUCAACGACCGCUACUACUCUAUUUUUCCAUACUUGGCCCCCAAAAUAAGAGGAUCAGCAGGCAUUAGAUUUUAAGGGAUCCCAAAUCCAUCUUCACACCCAUACAGCCAGCCUAUCAAGGACGCAUAAAAUCAUCACUAUCAUUGUCGGAAGCUGGUUCCAGUUCCCACGAGACGCCAACUACCACCCCCGAAAACUUAGAUUGCGACAACAACAGUCAAGCUCGGAGCUUCUCUACCGUUGCGCUUCCGCGACCAAGUAAGACCCCUAAAACGGCCCAAAAAAAAGCCCUGCCGAAGACAGCGAGCAAUUCAGCAAACAAACCGGCGAUACGGUGCAGUGCAUUUCAGCACAGCAACGAACAACGACUGGCUGGACAAGAAGAGAUUUCUCAAAACACAUUGGAAAGGAGCCAAUCAAUAGAGACAGAAAAAAAGAAUUCGAUUAAGAGCAGCUCUAUCGAUUGCGAGACUGUCGAAUUCUUUGAGUCUUCUUCACACCACCUUUUUGUUUUCUUGAAUUCAUUCUACCAUUACACGCCGCUUUCAAACGUCCCCCCCUGUGCGUAAGGAUUCGAAACAAUAAGCCGGGUACGGGUAAGAUUUAAGCAAGAAAAUCAACAUCUUCCUACCGAACGUUGAGAAGUACGGACGUCACUGCGAGGAUAUUCCUGGCAAUUUCGUGCAUAUUACCGCUCCAUUCCAGCCGUCGCAUUAAUCAUACCCUCGAUACUCUGUUUGGCAGAUUCGACCCUGUUCAAUUGCGAAUCUUGAGUAUCUCCCACAGCUCUUUCAGCGUAACUUUCGCCGGGUGCUUUACUCUCGGUGGGUAUCUGAGGCCUUGUCAGGGGACAAUUUAGGAUAUUCGUGGAACUCAAAGGGAGAGGAUUAGCGGCGCAAGAAAGCCACUCUCACCAAUCUUGGAUCCUCUAUCAUAGGUCUUUUUUAUCUUUUUGAUUCUUGUUUGCACAAGGCUAGUUGGGACCCCAUCAAAACCGACCCGUAACCAAUCCCAACCCCAGGCCUCAAAUACCAAUUCUACAGGGACUCUUCAGGCCUGUUCGAACAGUGCGUUUGCAUCAGUACCUAUACAGAAAUCAGGCGACGAAUAAGGAACGGCAAUUCUGCUUUUACAUUCUUGGAGUGUAAUUUCGCGAAAGCACGCACGAUAGCUUCUAGCAGCGAGUAGCAAGCAAGAAGCAGCAAGCAGCAAGCAGGAAAGAAAGGCAGCCUUUCGGAAACCAGGAAAAGACCAAGACAAGGGAAGAAAAGGCAGAGAAGUAAGAAAAAGAAAGAACAGGAGGGAGAAGAAAAAAAGAGUUGUUCCUUGAAUUACUGUGCAUUUCUCCUUGGGAGGCUUUUUUGUUUCUCAUUUGGCUCAAGAUUAUUUUAUCGCCUUUACCCUCUAUCGCCUACCGUACUCCUCUCUCUCUUUUCCCCUCUGGCCUGACUUUAGCACCGUUCCGUACACACACACCUACAUCAAAUUACUACCUAUAUCAUCCAUCUUCUACUAAAAUCAAAAGCCUCCAUCAACAACUCCUUCGUUCAACCCAACUUCCGGGACGGACGACGGUGACAAUCCGUUGUUGCUGGUGUUUGUAUUUUCGUGUCUUACAUUAGACGACUCAUCGUCAUAAGAAAAUUAUACCCCUACCCUAACCUUCAUAUCCACCAUCAAAACUCUCUUCCUUCGAGUAUUCUUUAUUCGUUUUCAUCACCAUCCACGAUUGGGACAACUUCCUCUCAAUCUCUUCUAUCCGGCUUGACGUCGAAUUUUCAAACCAAGGGUCCAUCCAGAUAACAUUAUCGUGGGAAGCCGGUAGAUUUGGAAGGGGCGAGGCUGCAAAUGAACGAUAUCCUCACAACUCAAAAAUUAACACUCGAUCACUUCAUGUGCUCUCAAUCUGGUAAUAUCCAAGACCUAACCGCCUAUUCAGGGCAUUCGUCUUCGUGUAUUGUCGGAUCCGAACCAGAGCCUGACAGCUCUUCAAGACAGGAAUUUGUUCACCCUCCGUCGUUACCCUCUGAUAUGGGGAUGCGAUACAUGACAAUUCCAGCGACAGAUGAUGUACGUUACACUUCCGAUUCCGGUACCUCUCAUAGCCCUGUGUUCUCGAUAGAACCCACGAUACCAAACUCAAUCCCGUCCAAUAUCCCAUUCCCCCCAUACGCGCAUGCCUAUCAGUCAACACUGAACGGUCCCACGUACUCAGGUGGGAGCAACUCGUACUUUUCUCCGAGCUCGUCCUUAUUUUCUAUGCCCGAUCUUAAACCCCGCUUGAACUCUAUUCACUCCUCCCCUGGAAUGGCACCACCCUCACGCUCACCAGCCUUACCACAUCCACAGUCACCAAUAAGCACACGAGAUUUAUACGCAAGUGCAACACCACUUUUACGAAGAACGGACGGAAUUUCAAGAUCUCCGUCAACCUCUGGAACUGUGAGAGGCGUACCGUUAUCACCAUCUAACAGCGGAUUCGCAAGUCCGGCGAAUAUGGAGGGUUCCCAACUUGGAGGGCCACUCACCCCUCCUCUAAAUCCGACAGAAGUUAUCCUCACUUUGCAGGCGGCUGACGGACAGAUUAUCACUCCAGAAAUCUUUGGCAAAAUUGAUAAAGGAUUUUUCAUGGCAGAAAACGAUUGGACCUGCUAUAGAAGAAACUAUUUUUCGCUGAGUUGCUCAUUUACUCUUCAACCUAUCGUUCCGGGAGCAAAUGUAUAUCUUUUGUUGUCUGGUGGAAUGAGACCGCAGGUACAGCAGUUUGCGAUGUCCAUAGCUGCAGUGGUAGAUUCGCGCGAUGGAAAGUCAAUAGAAUUGGUUCAGCACACUCCCAAACGAGACAAAGGACCACAAGAUAAGCCGCCAAGAAUCGCGGUGGCCCCAAGACCGCACACAACGCAUAACAUGUAUGGCGGCGACAACGGUAUUGGUGGUGGGCCGCGCGGAAUGUACGAUGGAUCCUUCGGUCAGUCACCAAAUUCACCACCAAAUGAAGCAACAUUCGAGCGCAUCCAAUUCAAGAAUGCGACCGCGAAUAACGGAAAACGGAGAGCUGCUCAACAGUAUUAUCACCUGCUUGUAGAACUUUUUGCAGAUUUGGGUACUAACCACAACCAUUCGGAACGCUGGGUAAAGAUUGCGGUUCGUAUGUCCGCACCAAUGGUGGUGCGUGGUCGCUCACCCGGACAUUACCAGAGCGAAAGACGCGGUAGUAAUGCAAGUUCUGGACCUGGAGGCGCUGGUGGUGCUGGUGGUGGUUCAUAUACACCAUCUGGAUCAUCUCGCACCCCGGGCGAUGUUACCAUGUCUGGAACUUCCUCCAUGCUUCCCGGUUCUAACAAUUACGGUUCUUACGAUGGUCGGUCCCACCAUUAUCGCACUGGACCUCUUCAAAUUCCUAUGGAACCUACUCUUUCUGCUGAAGAAGCCAAAAGCAUUGAGGAUGCUCCUUGCUAUAUGUACUACCCAACUCCAAUAUGGGAGGGCGCAGAGCCACGGAACCAAUUGCCUAGUCUUCCAGAAUAUGUGCCAGGAAAAAUCAAGCAAGAAUACAAUACUGGUGGCUACUCUUUACCGAGUAUCAGUGGUGCACAAGAUUCUUUGGGUAGACAUUGUGGAAGGUGGGAAGGAGUCCCGGAAUCAAAGGGUUAUUUUCCAACAAUGGCACUGGCACAGGAACUCAAUAUCAGCUAGCCAUUUCACAUGAGGGACUAAUCGCAAUUUAACACGCGAUACAACACGUGUACUACACUAGGCUGCAGUACUCGUGAGCCCCGUCUUAUCUUUCUCCCUUCUCCGCUCUGGUUCACUUUUAAUUGUCUGCGCAUCGCAUUUCAUGGUUGCACAUUUCUUCAAUUGUCAGCUGGAGUAUAAUGGAUUGGCUCAUCGCUUGGUUGCUUGAUAUAUCUGCAGAAAACACCCUGAUUAUGAAAUUGAUUGGCGCAAGGAUUAGGAAAGAAUUGAAGGCUAAGGAUCAUGUUAGCAUAUUUGAUUGGGAUAUUUCACUGGGGGAAUACUACAAAAUCGAAUGGGAUCGGGUUCAUAUCAUUUCGAUAUGACACACAUACAGGAUGGAUCAACAUGGAUCAGAUGAAUGGAUGGAAAAAGCUUGCAUCUAGGUUUGGUCUAGGAUGGAACGGGAAAAAGAUACAUUGAAUUUUGGUGACGGAGUUAGAUUUGGUCUCGGUUAUUUCUUUUUUGCGGAUCUCGGGCAUGGUAAUGAUGGAUGAAUUGAAUGGAUGGACAAAUGGGCAACAAGGGAACCGGAUUGCAAUGGAUUGGGAUGGAUGGGUACAUGAUCUCGCCAAUCGCGGAUCCUGGUGUUUCUUACAUGUGUCGUUGAUGGAUUUCUCAUCGUGUUUCUUGUUAUUUCCUUUUUUUGUUAUUGAGUUGGAUGUGAAGGUAUUUGAGAAGGCUUUACUGCCCAAUCGUAUCUUUUGCAUCAGGCUCAGACACAAUAGUUCCUCUUUGCUUGCAUCUGAUUAUUUCUUCUACCUUGACUGCGUGUUUGUUGAUGUUGCUGCGUGGAUGGACUUAUUGUUGACGAAUGAAUUUGAGUUGCGGGCUGUUGAGUGAGCGUUUCGUACUUUGAGUUGUGUCCGGUGUUGUUUUUGAGUGUGGGGAUUGAUGUGGCUGAGAAGAGAGACGGGGAAUCAGAAGUCGAGAGAGUAUGGUAAAUUGACCAAGGGUACAACGGCUUGUGGGGAUGAUGACUGCCAGUGAGCAGAUAGAAAAGCCAGGAGAACAACAGCGAGAGGCUGGGGAGGAUAAGCGGAAAACUGUGUGGGAAAUCGAAGAGUUGAUGUUUCGUUGAAUUUUCGUUUUGCCAUGCCAGUCAGUUAGUCGAUUAGUCAGUCAAUGCAGGAGGCUUUUGUUGAUAUAUACAUAAAUUUAUUUCAUGAUAAGG
Botrytis sinoallii is the source of this 5041-nucleotide messenger RNA. RefSeq lists its product as uncharacterized. Gene Ontology annotation, cellular component: nuclear chromosome. NCBI's taxonomy places the organism in Eukaryota, Fungi, Ascomycota, Leotiomycetes, Helotiales, Sclerotiniaceae. Bases 1981 to 3828 code for a protein of 615 amino acids. The transcript has 4 exons. Gene Ontology annotation, molecular function: DNA binding; DNA-binding transcription factor activity. The record is from RefSeq and is a predicted model, not a curated record. Gene Ontology annotation, biological process: positive regulation of transcription by RNA polymerase II; meiotic cell cycle.